UCUAACGUGAUUGAGUGUCUUUCUGUAGCAGGUUCUGAGCCAGAGUUUGGAUAAGAGAAGCAGUCGGAUGACAUCAUGUUGUUAUGGCUGUUGCUUCCAAUCUGCUUCACUGCCAUUGGGCUGGUCGGCAUAGCGGCAGUGUGUGUUGUGGCUGUUUCCCAUGGGUCCGUCAACAUAACAGAGAGCUUUCCGCUCAUCAGCUAUUGCGGCAGCUACCAGCCCGAGAGUUGCAUCUUCUCCCAGAUAUGCAACAUCUGCUCGCUUUUAGGCAUGUUGAUUGUGGUGAUCCGCUAUCAGCAAAUCCAGGACUUGGACUGCCAUCCUAAAACCAACAUGGCCUGCCUGGCUCUGGGGCUAACCUCCUCGUCAGGGAUCUCCCUCAUGGGCAACUUCCAGCAUUCGGCUUUGAUGGUGCUGCACUUCUUCGGGAUGUUCCUGGCGUUCAUCCCAGGCCUGGUCUACUUCGCGCUCCAGCUGUGGCAGAUGUACCACAGCGCUCCCUGCCACCACAAGCACUGGCUGGGGCCGCUCCGGGUGGCAUGCUGCUCGGCCUGCACCGUCCUGCUCUUCACUGCGAUGGUGCUUUUCGGUGUGGACCACAUCCCCGGUGCGGUUGCGUGCGAGGGCCUCGUGGUGACGCUGUUUUUCUGUCAGUUUGGCCUCUUGGCUGUCGACUUCAAACAAAUCGACAGCCUCAAGCUCAGCCUUUCGAAAUAAAUAUGAGUAUAUCAUAUUUGAAUCUGACAAGAAGUAGCCGUUGUUUCCAAUACAAGCUGAAGAUUAAAAAUGUAAAGGAGUUUUGAGGGGAAGAAGCUGCAGAAGUUAUUAAGGGCCAAAAAAAUAGGUAAUAAGUGAAUACAUAAAAAAUUAUAACCAGCACACCAAUACAUAAUGAUAUAAAGACAAAGGAGAAAACCUAACAUUUUGUAAAAAGUAAGUUUAUUUAUUUUUUUACUUUUUUACUUGCCAAA
Messenger RNA from Gadus morhua (Atlantic cod), 971 nucleotides. RefSeq names its product transmembrane protein 150B (gene tmem150b). Bases 76 to 717 code for a protein of 213 amino acids. The record is from RefSeq and is a predicted model, not a curated record. The transcript has 6 exons. Gene Ontology annotation, cellular component: plasma membrane. NCBI's taxonomy places the organism in Eukaryota, Metazoa, Chordata, Actinopteri, Gadiformes, Gadidae.